AUGGAAGCCCAGGGGCUGGAGGGCCGGGGUAAGAGACCCCAGGGGAGGGGCUGCCUCCUGCUGGCUGUGGCUGGAGCCAUUGUCCUGGGGUCUGUGGUGCUCUCUGUGCCUAUCACUGUCCUGACUGUGCUGGCCUUGGUGCCCCAGGAGCGAGGAGGACUGGUAACAGAGACCGCUGAUCUGGGGAGACAGGCCCAGCAACAACUGGAGUUCCAAAAGUUACCGGAGGAGACAGAGGAAACAGAUCCUAGCCUGAGGCUCCCGGCUGCUCACCUCAUAGGCUCCUGGAAGGAUGGACAGAGACUAGACUGGGAGACAAAGAACGAAGAGGCGUUUCUGAGAAGCGGGACGCAGUUCUCUGACGCCGAGGGACUGGCCCUCCCGCAGGACGGCCUCUAUUACCUCUACUGUUACAUCGGCUACCGGGGCCGAGCGCCCCCUGCUGGCCGGGGCUUCCUGGGCCGUUCGGUCACGCUGCGCAGUUCCCUGUACCGGACCGGGGGAGCCUACGGGCCGGGGAUUCCCCAACUGCUGCUCGAGGGCGCCGAGACGGUGACAUCGGUUUUAGACUUGCCUAGAAUGCAAGGGUACGGGCCCCUGUGGUUCACCAGCGUGGGGUUCGGCGGUCUGGUGCAGCUCCGGAGAGGCGAGAGGGUGUACGUCAACAUCAGUCAUCCGGAUAUGGUGGACUACAGGAGAGGGAAGACCUUUUUUGGGGCUGUUAUGGUGGGGUGA
Messenger RNA from Chrysochloris asiatica (Cape golden mole), 735 nucleotides. RefSeq names its product lymphotoxin beta (TNF superfamily, member 3) (gene LTB). Lineage: Eukaryota; Metazoa; Chordata; Mammalia; Afrosoricida; Chrysochloridae. Gene Ontology annotation, cellular component: membrane. The transcript has 4 exons. Gene Ontology annotation, biological process: immune response. The coding region runs from base 1 to 735 and encodes 244 amino acids. Gene Ontology annotation, molecular function: CD40 receptor binding; tumor necrosis factor receptor binding. The record is from RefSeq and is a predicted model, not a curated record.